AUGGACUGCUUCGGUGAUAAUUUUGAAACCGAACUUUUAGCUGCUAGCGAAUCUCAUUUCAGACCCAUAAAGACUUGCUAUGCAUGCAAAAAGAGCAAAAGAAAAUGCGAUAUGGAGUAUCCUGCUUGCUCUUACUGCCAAACAAAAAAUACAACUUGCUUUGCUUAUAACCCUCGCACGAAAAAGCCUGCUCCCAGAUGCCUAGUGGACUAUCUUCUGAGAAAAGUCGAGUUAUUGUCAGAAACAUAUUUUCGAAUUAAAAAUAUUAGAUAUGAUGAGCUGGAAGAGAACGACGAAGAAUACAGCACAGAUUUAUACAAAUUCAUUGGUGAACCAUUAUUAGACUGUGUAGAGGAGUCUCUGAUCUCAGAACUGAUUACUUGGACCCCUAGUCGCAAAGGAAUACUUUUCUCGUCGUUGUUUUUACGACCGAAUUCGCUACCUGCUCCAUUUUUUGGAGAAACGAUCCACUCAAGGGAAAGAAACCGAAUACAGGCUUCUCCAAUAGACCUCAGGUCUAUACCUAAAAAGUUCUCGGAGUUUCUUAUCAAUAACUACACGGUGUACCAUUUACCUCAGUAUCCAUGCAUUUCUGAAGUACAAUUGAGGACUUCAUACAAUGUAGUUUUUGAUAAAGAACGAGAAGUACCUUCAUUGGAUAUAAUUGUAGUGUCGUUAGCCAUGGCAAUCAGCUCAUGUACAUUAUUAUGGAAAAGUGAAAAGAAAGCGAUUGGGUCAUCUAAUGCUCUCUUUGUCACAGCUAUUCAGCAACUUAGUGCCUUAAAAUGGGAAGACAGCUAUGAAACCUUGACGGUGAUUUUGCUCUUUUGCCAUUAUUCAUUUGCAAACCCAGUAGCGUGUGACACAUGGUAUGCAUUAGGAAUUGCUAGCAGGAUGUCAAUUGCGUUAGGUUUAUUCAGAGAACCAGAUACCUGCGUAGAUCCAUUGGAAUUAGAUACAAGAAGAAGGCUCUUCAUGAUAACACAUUCAAUGGAAAGGGCUCUCUGCUCUCUAGCAAGAGUUCCUUUCUAUCUAGAUAAUAAUUUAGUCACAUCCAAGUUUCCUUCAGUAGUUGCGGAUAAAUAUAUAAGCUCUCAAGGAAUCGAAGUAGAUAAGACUGCUACUAAAGCUGCUGCAAUGCAUUUCUACGAAAUGAGGCUACUAGAAUCUGAAAUAAUUGACGUGCUAUGGUUAGCGAAGGAUAUAUUUCCGCUUACACUUGAUGAUUGGGUAAAGAAUAUAGGAAAUAGGCUUGAAGAAUGGUAUGCAAAGGCACACGAAUUUGAAAAGCUUCAUCAAUUGCAAUUUAGAAGCAUCAACCUUGUAAUUCAAAAAUUAAGAUUGAAAAGAAAAUCGCCAGCAAACAUGAACCCAACAUAUCAACAAAAAGAGGAAACUCUUAAGCUAAUCGAUGAAUUGAUAAAUAUGCACUUAGAGCAUUCUAUAAACUGCAAUCUUAACUACGUUCUCUACGGGGUAUAUUUCACAAUUGAAUGCGCUUCCUGUCUUUUAGAUAUUAUCUGGAAUGACACUGACUGGGUUGUUUCUAAAUAUUCACUUGAUUCAAUCAAGCUUCAAUACCUGAACUGCACAACCUUGCUCUUGAUGUUAUCUAAGAGAUGGCCUGCUGUUACUGAAUGUUAUCAUCAUUUAAAAAAAAUAGGCGGUUGCGUUUUCCAUAAGGCAUAUGGAACUACAGUUAUUGAUAAUAAUUCUUCUUUACGUCAAAAUGAUGAACAAUGGACUACAGAGGAAAUCAACAAGCUACUUUUUCCUUACGGUGAUAACCCAAAAAAAUCUGAAUUAAAUAUCUUUGGUAAAAAUGCAGAGAAUAUUAUGGGUUUAGAACAAAGCAAUGAUUUCUUAUUCUCAGAAGAUAUUGAACAGUUUGAUGCUAUCAAAGUUGGUAUUGAAAACAAUUGGAACGAUGAAUGGAACAUCACUAAUAUUCUGACAUUUUAA
This is a messenger RNA of Priceomyces carsonii, 1962 nucleotides long. RefSeq lists its product as uncharacterized. The coding region runs from base 1 to 1962 and encodes 653 amino acids. Gene Ontology annotation, molecular function: DNA-binding transcription factor activity, RNA polymerase II-specific; zinc ion binding; sequence-specific DNA binding. NCBI's taxonomy places the organism in Eukaryota, Fungi, Ascomycota, Pichiomycetes, Serinales, Debaryomycetaceae. The record is from RefSeq and is a predicted model, not a curated record. Gene Ontology annotation, biological process: DNA-templated transcription; positive regulation of transcription by RNA polymerase II. The transcript has a single exon.